Molecule: messenger RNA, 1863 nt
Organism: Colletotrichum orchidophilum
Lineage: Eukaryota; Fungi; Ascomycota; Sordariomycetes; Glomerellales; Glomerellaceae
Product: major facilitator superfamily transporter
Exons: 2
Coding region: 1-1863 (620 amino acids)
Biological process (GO): transmembrane transport
Molecular function (GO): transmembrane transporter activity
Source: RefSeq, a predicted model, not a curated record
AUGAUGAACGCGGUUCUGGAUAUCGAAAAGGCGCCUCGAGGGUCUAGGGGAACCAACACUUCGUCAAAUGCCAACGAGGUUUCCCAACUGCCGGGACCCGACGCCCGUGUCGACGCCAAUAGCACAAUCAUUUUUCGAUACCUGACUUUCGAUACAGUCCUUCCCGCGCCGGUAGAUGUCCUUUUCCAAGUCUCGGCCGAGCCGCCCCCAUCAGAACCAGCAUUGCUGAACCUCUCACGCUACACCUCUCCUUUGGAAUGGCCUCAGCCACGGAAAUAUCUUAUGCUAGCGCUGUCAUGCGUCGCUACCUUUCUCACCGCGUACACGGCCGGCUCGUACUCACCACCGUCGUACAUCAUGGCUGAUGACCUUGGCACCUCUCAGCUGCUUGUUCUGACCGGAAUCACGACCUUUUGCAUUGGCUUUGCCCUCUCACCAAUGGUGCUGGCGCCCUUGUCAGAGAUAUAUGGCCGAUACCCAGUCUUUGUUAUUUCCGGCGUUGUCUAUGUUAUUUUCCAGGCCGUCUGUUCUGUUGCCCCGAACCUGACCACCAUACUCAUCGCUCGAUUUCUAGUCGGUGUCGGUGGCUCCGUCUUCAGCUCAGUCAUAGGUGGCGUUAUUGCGGACCUGUGGGCAAAGGAGCAAAGAAACACGCCGAUGGCCCUCUUCAGCGGCGCGGUACUCGCCGGAACGGGAGCCGGCCCUUUGGUAGCUUCACUCAUGGUGAAGCGGAUGGGGUCUCGGGACGGAACGUUGGCAUGGAAGUGGAUCUUCUGGCAUCAGGUCAUCGUCGACACUGUUCUCGUCAUUGCACUUGCUGUGCUGUUCAAGGAGAGCCGGGGAUCCGUUAUUCUUUCGAAGAAAGCCGAAGCUCUGAACUCGUGGUACGAAGAAAGGGAAAAGGUGGGCUUCUAUGGCGUGUGGCUGGAGGAUACGAUGGACAGUAGCACGGGCACUGACACGGCUUCGGAUUUGGGAGACACUCAGGGGUGUUCCUGCUGUGGUUUCGAAAAGACUUCCGCAACUUGUCAAUCGAGUCGUCGAUGCUCCUCCCAGUUCAAAGCCCAACGUUUGCGAUGGUUGGUCAAGGAAGACGAGGAGCGGGCAUCGAUUCCGAAGCUGAUUUCCAUGUCGGUCUCUCGGCCAUUCCACCUUCUCUUCACAGAGCCCGUCGUGUUCUUCUUCUCGAUAUGGUGCGCGUUUGCCUGGGCCGUUCUCUACUGCACGUUUGGAAGCAUUCCCCUGGCCUUGUCACGCAGGCGGAAUUGGGAUAUCGAGCAGUCGGGUUACUUCUUUUCCGCCAUGAUCGUUGGUUCGGUGGUCGCGACCGUGGUCGGUAUUCUUCAGGACAGGCUCCUCCGAUUGUCACAAUGGCGAGCCGACACCCCUGUCGACGAAUCCUCCCGGUUCUGGAUCUUCAUGCGGCGUCGUUUCCCUGCAGACGCGCCCGAAUCGCGCCUGUACUUCACCUGCAUUACAGCCACCUUCCUACCCGCGGGCCUCUUCAUUUUUGGGUUCACAGCCAAGAAAGAAUUCCACUGGACUGCGCCCGCCUUUGGCAUUAUGCUCGCGACUUGGGGCAUCUACUCGGUGUACCUGGCUACCUUUAACUACUUUGCCGAUAUCUAUCACAAGUACGCAUCCUCGGCGCUGGCUGCCCAGUCAUGUUGUCGAAAUAUCCUCGGAGGCGUCUUCCCGCUCGUCACCGGCGCGUUGUUUCGCAACCUAGGGGAGGAACGCGCGGGCUCGCUGCUGGGCGGGAUUGCCACGGGCUUGACCUUGAUUCCGUGGGCACUCGUCUUCUUUGGCGAACGAAUCCGAGCCAAGAGCAGAUUCGCUAUUAUACUGGAGUCUUCGCCGUAA